Aspergillus ochraceoroseus IBT 24754 is the source of this 2536-nucleotide messenger RNA. RefSeq lists its product as uncharacterized. The record is from RefSeq and is a predicted model, not a curated record. The transcript has 2 exons. Lineage: Eukaryota; Fungi; Ascomycota; Eurotiomycetes; Eurotiales; Aspergillaceae. Bases 490 to 2400 code for a protein of 636 amino acids.
CCCGUCCUUCCUUGAUACCUUCCAUUCCUACACCUUCCGACAGCACGCACGACCAGCAUUCCUCGCACCACCGAAGAUGGAUACUACUACCGACUCGAUCGGUCCAGCACCUCGACCCCCACAGUUAUGGUGAGUAUCUAAAUAGUAGCACCCUUCUAUGCAUUCCUAGAGAGCAUUCCUCAGCGAACAUGGCAAUCGGAAAUCUCUCUGGGAUGGAAAGGAUCGGAUGUUACAAACCCCCUUUUCCCCUGACUGCGCGAGUUUCCAAGCUUUCGGUCACCACGCGAAAGUAACACUGAAUACUUUGUGAUCACUAACACAGAGUGAUGCAUUUACAGUAACCGUUAUCUCGACGAAACUCGCGUCCGCUUUACCCCAGUGAAGAUAUCCAACGCCCCUCGUGUAUGGGACCGCAAACCCUCCACGUCUUUCCUGGCGCGUUCCAAGUCGCGCAAAGUGUGGAAGCGCUUUCGCUCCUCGUUCAACAGCAUGAAGGCCCUACAGCAGUUGAUUGGCACAGAGUCCGGCAGUCUCCAGGAGAACGAGCUCUUCCUGGAAAUCAACACCAGGCGCAACACAGACUUUUCUCGUGGUGUCAAGCGACAAUGCCUUGGGGUUCAGAGAGACUCUGAUGAUGGGUGCAAAAACGAAACUGAGCACUGCGAUGUUGAGCCUGCUGCGAUGCGAGGCAGGUCAUUCCUCGAGACGAAAUGGGAGUCUGAAGUCUCGCGCAAGCAACGCAAGCUUCCUGCAGGAUACUAUGACACCCUCGUACACGAUGCAGAACAACUAAACGACGGUGACCUACAAUCUGAAGAGAACGUUGAUCUGGAAAUAGGUGGCAAUGAAUGCGGUCUGAAUACGUCCACGUCAGGCUUUGAAAGUGUUGCGCAGGAGCAUGGUGCAGAAAGGGACGAAUCGCCAGCGCUUACCCCCAGUAGUCCCGCUGUUGAGGCAGCCUAUCCCCACGCGCUACCUGGCGAGCCUGAGCGCCUACUAAGUGAAGGACGUGGUGUGACUCGGAAUAUAAAACCCCUCGAUGGUGUCGACGAGACCGAAAUUCAGAAGGCUUUUUCUACCAUCUCUAGUAGCAGCGGUGCAGCAGCGACCGACAAAAAUGCCAGCCCAAUCGUAGCAAUGACGGACGAUCGACAGCUGCGACAACCUAGCGCGGCUACGAUUACUAUUCAACACACAGAUCAGGAUACAGCAAUGGAUGCUCCGGCUCAGCAACAGUUGACUGCAGAACUGGAGUCCACCCUCGUCCGAUCGGCACUACGCAGCUCUCUCGAUGGCGAAGAUACCGAGUUGCUAAAUAACUUCCUAUCCAAGGCCAAAGCGAAGCGCGAAGCGAAAGCCGCUGCGGAGGCCCAUGCAGCAUCAGCCACCAUCGCCCAGGACCCUGAAGAAAAAUUGCAGCUCCAGGAAGUGCCAGUUUCAGUGGUUGAGAUCCCCACUCCGGAAGCUCGUCGAGUCCUCGAGGAUCUCGAUACAAACUCGCCAUCGCCGCAAAAGUCGCCAUCCAAGUCUGCUGACGAGAAGGACGAAAAUGCGGGGGACAACGCCAGCCCGGCCGGGCGCCGGAGCACGCGAGCCCGUAGCUCGAGACCCCUACAGCGAGCAACCGCGCCAACUGCUGUUCGCCAUGCGUUCUCCCUCCGGCGUGCAAGAGGCACGGAAUUUGUCUUCCUGCAGCGCACCGAGGCCCAAGAGCUAGCCCUACUGACCCGCCGCAACACACGCCAGAACAAGGGAGAUUCUACACUUCCCAAGUUCACUUUGCUAGGGUUAGCACGACAGACCCGAGAGACAUCGCCAACAAGUAGCAGUCCCUCCGACAGCGAGAACCAACCCAAAAGCCAGAAACCUGACAAGCCGCCCAAGAAACACGUCUCGUGGAAUGACGAGCAGCUGGUCCAGUUCGAGGGGAGCGAGAGUAGUGAAGAAACCCCUGGCCAAGGGGGCAAAGCCACGACAAACAGCCCAGAGAAAAGAAAGGCAGCCAGUAACCGCAGUUCUCGUUCCCAGACGUCAUCAAAGACUGGUGGUGACAAGGCUGCAGCUGCAGCGACUACUGCAUCCGCUACUGCACCGUCUCGAGGGCGGCGUGUGCGGCGGUUGGGACCAUCCAGAGUCGACUCCACCACCACAACGGACUGGGACAGUGCAUCGUCAUCACCAUCGUCGCCAACUACCAGCCCUAUUGCCAAGCGUAAGAAAUUAACGCCCAAGUCACCAAAGCCCACGACGAUGCGCACACCAUCCAAGGCGGCCACCAGUACCGGUUCGAGCGAAGAGAAACCCUCCCUAUUAAGUGGUGGUCGUUCAGUGAAGACGAGUCUGCUCAAGGUGAACGCCGGAUCGACUCCGAUGCCCCGACGAGUUCGAUCACGGUCUUAGUUUUUUUUUUAAUUCUUUCAUCCUCUUAUUAUCACUUUGCUCCCUAUUACGCAAUGUGCAUACUAACAGGGGUUUCUUCUUCGUAUUAUUCUUGUUUGUGUACAUAAUGUGUGGACGGGGAUUUGGAGGAACAGGC